Messenger RNA from Cylindrotheca closterium, 2373 nucleotides. The record is from the annotation of a GenBank genome assembly. NCBI's taxonomy places the organism in Eukaryota, Bacillariophyta, Bacillariophyceae, Bacillariales, Bacillariaceae.
AUGACAUCCACCAACGAUGAAAAUUCGCCAUCUCCUUCUCCCCCUGGUGCAAAAGGAUCUACGAGAAGUUUGAAGCGCAACAAGGCGAGAGACUUCUCCAAGGCAAAAGAGAGAAGCCGCCGGGCUCGGAAUUAUCCACCAACCUCUCCUGGGGCAGUACCCUCCUCUUCCAACAGGGCUGAGAGGAAGAAGGAAAGUAGCUCCGGAGGCAAGAUAACUUCUAAAGCCUCUGGCGACAAGUCUGGUGGGCGGAAAUCAAGAUCGUCAUCGUCACCUGCCAGCAAGUCUGGAGCAGUGUCUUCCACUGGAAGAGACAGAAGAAAAGGUAGAUCCAGAUCCAGCAAGUCCCGUCACCCAUCCUCGAAAGCCUCUUCAGGUUCGCCCACAACCCGCCGCUCUCGCCCAAACGAAGAAAAGCAGAUCUAUCUAGCGGGAAAUGCACCAAACUAUAGUCCUAGUAUUGGACCAUCCACGAACGAAAUGGAAGCUGGACUUGUGGCAGAGGCUGUGGACGAUUCGGAAAGGGAAUCUACCGCAAACGCUCUUCGUGAAAAGGACCGAGAAAACGAGGUACUGCGUCAAGAGCUCCAACGCCGAGAUAAGGAGCAAGAGUCCCAAUCGCGCCGUCGCAAAUGUCCCCUCUGGGGAAAGUUGUGUCUGGGGUCUCUAAUUUUGAUUGGUGCUGCCGUUGGCACUGUCGUUGCACUCACUGGUCGUGGCGGAGGCGAUAAUGAAGCUGCGACACCAGCUUCUAGUGAGCCAGCUGAAAGAGCAACUAAUAGUCCAAGUGCAAGUUCAGAUGCACAAAGUGUCUUUGAUCCACCAAGCCCAGGUGCAUGCUCCAAGAUAGCAGAAGGGCUUCCUGUGGACGGCCAAGAAGACAUGAACAUGCAACAGGUGGACGUCAAGGUGGAUAUCCAUCUGCUUAUGGAUCUAAACCGUGAAUUAUGGCUGCCCAGCCUAAUGCAGAAUAUUCAACAGCUGGUAAUGCCGCCUAUCGUUGGAUGCGGCAAUACCACUCUGGGUGUGUUUGCGCUUGGAAAUGCACAAGUCGAUGAAAACGACGUCCUUUGGUUCCCAUGUAAAGACGAAACAAACGGACCUUGCUAUACUGUGGAACUCCUAGUUAAUGUCCAUAUGAAGCAAGGCGUUGCGAGCUAUGACCUCGAUGACUUGAGCCGACUUGUCAAGGGAAUCUUUCAUGCGAGUACUAAUUUGUUGGUGAAUGCCCAAGAUGAAAACUCCAAGGCCAUCCAAGAUAUUGUGUUGGGAACAAGUGUAUCUGCCACAGCGUCCCCGUCAUUGCAGCCAUCAAGCAAUCUAGUUGUCACGGGCAAUCCAAGCAUAUCACCUUCUUUGAAACCUACCGUGCCUCCUGCAUCUGAACCAACGGUAUCUCCGACCGCGCUCUCGACGCCUGGUCCAACAGUGACUCCUGCAUCUGAACCAACGUUAGCACCAACAUUGGCUCCUUCGCCUGGUCUAACUUUGUCUCCGAGUAGUGGGCCGACUCUAGCUCCUGUGGUUGGACCAACAAGCCCCCCAAGUCCAAGUCCAACUCCUGAACCAUCAAUAACUCCGACUCCUGGACCUAGUGCUUUACCUACAGCAAGUCCUUCUCUGAUUCCAAGCGAAAGUCCUAGUACUUCGCCUACUUCCAUACCAUCAACAAGACCGAGCCAAGUUCCUACACCUGGACCAACUAUCGCUCCAAGUCUCCGUCCAUCUAUAGCUCCAACUAUCGCUCCAAGUCUCCGUCCAUCUCUGAGACCAUCGUUAUCCUUAUCUAUGGCGCCAAGUUUCUGCCCUAUUUGUCUUGGCGGUGCAGCUUGUGGUGAUCUUAGAGUUGUCAGGGAUAAGGUUGGUUGUGAAUCUUGCGUUGGGUGGCUUACAUGUGAAAAAUUCCCAGUCGACUUCAAGGUUGGAGAAGGAUCAUGCCUGAACCAUUACGCUUGCAGAGGUCUGAAGGAGGGAGUAUUAAUUGGUGAUAACUCUUGUCGAGGAAGCUUAACAAAUAAUGAGGGGAAAGCUUGCGAGUAUGUGAGGGCUAACACAAGAAUUGGAAACAACGCAUGCACGGGAUGGCAAUCAUGUGCAUCUGUAAUUGGGGUUGUUGCAGACAACUCGUGCAACGCUUUUUCAUACGAUGAUCAAACUCAAGCAGUAAACGUACAAAGAGCAUGUUAUGCACGAUCAGCCAUUGUUAUUGGAGAAGGAUCAUGUAAUGGCAACAGAGCAUGUGCAGGAGUUCAUGCUUUCACCGCUGGGCAACCGAUGACAGUUGGGAGAAAUAGUUGCAAUUGCGAUGGCUGUUGCCAAUGUCUUACCCAAGUGGGAGACAAUGAAUGUAAUUCACCGGGCGAAUGUUGUUGA